AUGCUGGGGGUAGGUGCAGCGCGGCAGGAGUGUGCCACGGGGCAAGACUGCCACGUGUUCGUGGGAGCCCCGCAAAUUUUGACAACGCUGCCGCAACUGGCCCAAGCACCCUUCGAUUGGUACAGCUAUACGGGACGUUUUGAUGCCUCGGGCCAGCUGCAAGACCUCUCUCCCGGUCCGGCCAACCUGGACACCGCAAGCGAAUGGCCCGCGUCAGUGCCCAACUUGCCCCGAGCAACCGACCAUGUUGCUGCCGCCCACGUGGCCCAACUGGCAAGGCCCCCUGGCCAGCGCCAACUUGGUGCAGAUGAGACGGUCGACGAUGACGCUGAUGGCGAGAUGGCAGAUGAUGCAACCUGCACGACCUACCUCGGCGUCUCGCGAGUCGCCCGCCUCGCACAGGAUCAUUCGCUUUCGCAAGAGGCAGCUGAAUCCCUGCGAGCCGCCCGCUCCUGGUCCACGCUCCCCUCUGAGGCCAGCAGCGAGCUCGUGCGUGACACGCCGACCCUCGUGGAUGAAGCCUGCACCCGCCCCACGUCCUCAUCACACGCGGACAGAGCUGAUCAAGAUCCCAUCGAGUCAUCCCACGGAUCGUUGCCAAGUCUCCCGACCUGGCCAGCUUCCCUGCCACCUGCCUUGACCCAUGAUCCGGAGAGAGCACCUGGCCCGCCAGCCAAGCACCCGCAUCGCACAAAUAUUCCCGACUUGCGCGUUUGGCGUCACAAUCGCCAGUGCGACCCCCGUUCCCUGCGUGCGGCUACACUUGGCCCCGAGCUGCUACCUUUUUCCCAAUGGCAGUAG
This is a messenger RNA of Monosiga brevicollis MX1, 801 nucleotides long. RefSeq lists its product as uncharacterized. NCBI's taxonomy places the organism in Eukaryota, Choanoflagellata, Craspedida, Salpingoecidae. The transcript has a single exon. The coding region runs from base 1 to 801 and encodes 266 amino acids. The record is from RefSeq and is a predicted model, not a curated record.